Molecule: messenger RNA, 574 nt
Organism: Melitaea cinxia (Glanville fritillary)
Lineage: Eukaryota; Metazoa; Arthropoda; Insecta; Lepidoptera; Nymphalidae
Exons: 2
Coding region: 9-413 (134 amino acids)
Source: RefSeq, a predicted model, not a curated record
UGUUUUAAAUGUUGGUAGCACUGGUUGUCGUAUUGUUUCAAUGCUGUCAGUGUUCAGAGCUCUCGAGGUUUUUAAUUUUUUUUAGUGUUAUUUACUUAUCAAUCAUGCCUAAGACAUUAAGAAGUGGUGAAAGAGAAUUGGUUCUCAAAGUUAAAAGGUUUUGUGAACGUGAAAAAACUAAUAAAGCUCCUCUUAUUCCAUUCGAAAAUGUUCGCCGACGGGUAGCAGCCAUGACAGGUAUAUCAGAAAAGACGGUGACAAAAAUAUGUCAAGAAGGUGUAGUUACCGCGAGUACAAAUCAAAUCACACCUGACAUAUGGAAGAAUGUGAUCACGUCAGACGUAUCGAAGAAAAAUAUUAUGCCAAUGAUUUGGAAUUGGAUAAAGAAAUGGAUAAUUUCAUUAUUGAAGUAAAAGACAGUGAAACUUCUUCAGACAGUGAUUGCGAUAGCAUAAUUUCAGGUGUUAAUCCUAUAGAAAUUGACCAUUCUUAUAAUAAAUAAAUAAAUUUCAUGUUUUCUUACUAACAUAUAAUACUGGCUAAAUUACAUUCAAUAAAAAUCAUUGUUGUUUUA